UAUUUUUCCCGAGUCCCCCGCCCGGCGUCUUGCCCGCGCCCAACAAGUGGUGCGGCCGGCUCGCGGCUCACACGGCGUCUCGCGCCCAUACUUCGCACAACUUUCCGAAGUGUGCGCACGACACCGAGCUCGCGUCGCGUGUUCGAAACUUUCGUCGGAGUGUUCGGAGAGCGGUGGCGUGACGGAGAACUUUAGUGGCGUGUCGAGGGUCGUCCGAGGGUGAACUGGAGUCGAUGCACCUUCCGCACGCGAGUCCCCCGGCCCCCACGAUGGCGGACGUCUACUCCCACAUCCACGAGUACUACCGGCAGAGCCACGGCGACCUGGUGCCGACCGGCUCUCCGGCCGUGCUGUGCUCGGCGCUGCCCGGCCACUGGCGGUCGAACAAGUCUCUGCCGGUGGCGUUCAAGGUCGUCGCUUUGGAUGACGUUCAAGAUGGGACCUUGGUGACGAUCAAAGCUGGGAACGAUGAGAAUGUGAUGGCUGAAAUGAGGAACUAUACGGCGGUGAUGAAGAACCAGGUCGCGAAGUUUAACGACCUAAGGUUCGUAGGUCGCAGCGGCCGCGGCAAGUCGUUCAGUCUGACCAUCACCAUCAGCACGUUCCCCAGCCAAGUCGCCACUUACACCAAAGCCAUCAAAGUAACCGUCGACGGACCGAGAGAACCUAGAACGAAGCAAAAUUACGGCUAUGGGCACCCAGGAGCUUUUAACCCGUUCCUCCUUAACCCAGGUUGGUUAGACGCGGCGUACUUGAAUUACGCCUGGGUGGACUACUUCAGGCCUCCACAAUUAAGGGACCAAGGUGGUCUUGUUAAAGGUGGAGCUGCGCCCAUGACGACGCCCCCGGUAGCGUUGCCCGGAGCAGAGCUUUUCCCGUUCCCACCAGCGAUGGCGAGUUUACCAACGGGAGGAUUGAUUCCUCCCCCUGGAGCGUUUCUACCACCAAACGGACUUCUGGCAUUCCCACCUCAUCCUGCAGAGCUAGCGUUAAAAUCAUUACCUCCAGAGUUGACUUUGAAAAAUGGUGUCAGUCCGUAUGAUGCUUUGAGACAUUUCCAAAGUAAUGUUUCGUCAAUGGAUACUUCGAGUGCUCGGUUAUCUCCAACGAGCAGCAGACAGAGUGGAAGCCCGAGAAGUAUUGUAAACGCAAGUCCAAGAUCAAAAGCGGAUUCGAAGUCGGAAGUCAAUUCGACACACGAAGCGACAAUAUCCGAUGAAUCCGACGAAGAACCAAUCGAGGUGGUCAAAUCGGCUUUCCAUCCGACGCGACCUGCGAACGUUGAACUACAGGAGAUGAAGCAGGUUCAAGCAGCGGACUCCACCGUGUCGGACAGGCCACGGAUGCGCAGUGAGCUCAAAGCGCACUCACAACGAACCACUCGUGUUCUUUCCACUAGUCCCACAUCGACCAAAAUUACAAAUGGAAGCAUAUCGACGCAUAAAUCCGUGUGGCGACCAUAUUGACGUUUUUAGUGUUAGUGACUUUAUAUCCGUGCGAAUCGGAGUUAUUGAAAUGUGAUAAAACGAGCUUGUACAUAUUGUAGGUAUUAGUAAAUUAAAUAUUGAGAUAUUUAUUUAAUAGAGAUAGUAUUUAAUAGAUUAUGACUUCAUUAUUCGAAGUUGUAGUAAUGUAAAUUGUAAUUAUAGACUUAGUAAUUGUUAUGGGCGUUGUUAAAGCUUUUUUGAGUAUGAAUACUGAAUAGAUGCAUUGAAAUUAUUUAAACGUUAAGAUCGUAUCAAACUGAUAAACUGUAAAAUAAGACGAUUUUAUGUAGAUACUUAAUAUUAUGUAAUUCGAAAAUUUCGCAUUGACUGACUAUCUAAUAUAGCACAACAGAUGAAAAUCUGUGUUUAUUGUAUAAAUUGUAAAUGUAUAUUUAUAUUGUACAUUUGAAUUGAAACGUUAAUCGAAUUGUAAAUAUGUAGAGUACCUAC
Molecule: messenger RNA, 1937 nt
Organism: Maniola jurtina (meadow brown)
Lineage: Eukaryota; Metazoa; Arthropoda; Insecta; Lepidoptera; Nymphalidae
Gene: run
Product: segmentation protein Runt
Exons: 3
Coding region: 234-1466 (410 amino acids)
Biological process (GO): regulation of DNA-templated transcription
Cellular component (GO): nucleus
Molecular function (GO): ATP binding; DNA-binding transcription factor activity, RNA polymerase II-specific; RNA polymerase II cis-regulatory region sequence-specific DNA binding
Source: RefSeq, a predicted model, not a curated record